Saccostrea echinata is the source of this 2736-nucleotide messenger RNA. RefSeq lists its product as uncharacterized. The record is from RefSeq and is a predicted model, not a curated record. Lineage: Eukaryota; Metazoa; Mollusca; Bivalvia; Ostreida; Ostreidae. Gene Ontology annotation, molecular function: protein binding. Bases 14 to 2677 code for a protein of 887 amino acids. The transcript has a single exon.
GUUAGGUUAAACAAUGGAUGACGAAGAUGAAGAGAGGAAGAUGGAAGAGAUAAGGAAGUGGUCAUCUUUUGUAUUGGAUGAUGUAAUCGACAGCAACGAAAAGACAAAGAAAAAGCUGCAUCUUUUACAGAAAGACUUGGAUGCUGGGUUUGAUUUAAAAGAAGAAAAGGCCAGAGCAAUAAAUUUAAUAUCUUAUCUCCACUGGAGGUUGGGUGAAAGAGAGAAAGCCUUUGAAGCAAUAAAAAAAGCACAAGAAGUUAACGAAAGCCGUAGCUUAAUUACUCUGUGUAAUGAAAUUCUAUUUCACCAAGAAGUCGGUGAGUAUUGCCAGUUUCGUAAAUUAUCGGACAACUUUGAAACACACUUAAAAGAAAAAGGAACCCAAACCCGGGCAGUUGCAGAGAUUGCAUACUUUUACUCAAGAUUUGGUCCACGACAUCACGAUCAAGCUGUCCAAUUAUUCCGAAAAGCAAUAGAAGAUAUGAAACCAAAUAGAAAUAUUCUCUGGGAAUUUGGACUUGCUCUAACUUUACAAAGACAGUCUCAUAUGUUUCAGAUGACAGAUCCUGAAAAAUUCAAUCCUGGCGACAAAAAGAAAGAAUCAGCUAGUAUGUUGUAUGCAAUUGUAAAGUGUACACAGUCGGGCUGUUUACUCGAAUAUUGCCAGAUAAUAGGAAAAGCAUGGUGUCGGCUAGGCUCUAUCUUAACGAAAAAUGAAAAUUUAUUUGAUAUAGUUAACAUCGACAAAACAGACACAAUGAAAAUUAACCAGAACUUGUGUUUUGAGAAAGCAUUGCAAUUGUGUCCCAAUCACUAUUUUGUUCUUCAGUCCUAUGGACAACAACUUAGAUAUUGGUGGGAGUUGGAAAAAUCGAGAGAGAUGUUAGAGAAAGCAAUACAUAUGCAAGAUAUGCCUUUCUCGAGACAUCAUUUAGCAAUAACACUAAAAAAGAUUGUUGAAAGAGACAUAUCAAAGCAAAAAUGCAGAAGAAAUUUGAAUCAUUCCUUCUCUACCGAAGAUAGGCAACAAGUUUCGGGGAGAGAACAUUAUGACAGUGGUAUUUCUAGCAUGUCAAAUCAGCUUUCGUUGUCAAUGAGUCAUCAAUCAAUAGAGAAUAGGCAAUACAAUUCGGCGAGAGAACAAUAUGACAAUGGUAUUUCCAGCAUGACAAAUCAGCUCUCAUCAUUGUCCAUUAGUCAUCCAGCAGUCGAGAAAAGCUCAAUGUACUGGAAAGACCACACUUCCCACAGAUAUCAGAGAUCCAGACCAUUUGUAAGAAGAUCAGCAGGGACUAGGAGACCUGAAGGAAAUGCACAGUGGGAUAUAGGUAAUGCUCCUAGAUAUCAGCAAAGAACGAAUACACCAUUUUUUCGAUCCCAGUCAGAUCCUGUACAUCAAACACGUGCUUUUAAUGCAAUGAGGAAAUCGCCCAAUUCUGUCUGUCAUUCUCCUGGCAAUCCACUAUUAAUAAAAGCUGUGGAACAUCUUGAAAAAGCUCUAGAAAUGGAUAAAGAUUUUAACGUUGCUCGUUAUGAAUUAGGACUAAUAUACCGAAUGUUGGACAAGACCAAAGAUGCAAUGAACUGUUUUUCUUUUAUUACAUCUGAUAAUUGUGGAAAACCAUCUGAAUACAAAAUGACUCUUAUAAAUGCAUUUGAACAACAGGGAUUUUGCAAGUUAGAAAUGAAAUCAAAAGAAACUGACCCGGGGAAACAGGAAGAACUUCAAUACGAUGCAGAACAAAGCAUGUGGAAGGCAGUCUCAGUGAUGUCAGGCGUAAUUAGAGCGAUACCAAAGAUACAAACAUCGAACCAGUGUUUCCCAACACUGAAAAGCUUGUUGCUGGAAAGAAGCGAAUCUCCAAAAAAUCUUAAAGAAUUAGCAAAAUUACACGAACUUCUUCAAUUUCCUGUAGAGUCCAUUAAAUUCAUCAAGAGGUUGAUUGAAAUAGGACCUUACGAUAAAGCAACCGUGAAAAAACUUAUACAAAAUUAUAUAGAAAUAAAAGACUUCGAAAACGCUAUUUGCACUUUGUCGUUGUUGCAGUGUACUGGUGAUCUGGAUGUUUUUGAAAGAUCAAUUUAUGUGGAUACAUAUAUUAAAGGGGCAAAAGAUUCAAUGGAGAAACACGAUUUUGAAAUGGGAAAAAUAAGACUUCUGAAGGCCUAUCAAACCAUAUUUCCUAAUCUGUCUUCGUCCUCAAGCUGUCUGGAAGACGAUGCAAAAUCAUCGGAUAUAUUCAUACUACACAGCUGUGGUGAGAGCAAUGGUUGUCAGCAGCUAAAACUGAUCACGUCCACUCUACAAUCAUUUGUUCAGUUACGUGUAGCUGUAAACAGCAACGACUGUCUUCCAUUUCGUCCCGAAAUGACUUACGUGAAGAAAGCAAUGUCAGACUGUCGUUGCAUUUUAGUGCUAUUUCAUGAAACCGGAAGUAUAAACAAUCCUGAUAAUAUGUCAGACUUUGUAGAUUUGGCGAUUGAGAUGAUACUUCGUAAAUAUCGCACAAAAACACUGGUAAUUAAUACAGAAGGAAAUGAACAUGAUUUACAGAUUUGCAAAGAGUUGAUUCUUCCCACCGAGUCUUGUGGCAACACAGAAGAUUCUGACGUACAAACUCUAAAGGAAGGUACUCUUUUCUCUAACAUACUGACGAAAAUGUCAGAAUUGUUCUAAGGAAAGUUUCAAAUCGAAAUGAAAGACACAAUAUGACUUGAAUGAAGGUCAUUAAAAGA